AUGUUCAAGUACAUUGGUACAUUGCAGUGUGUCCACAACAUUCUACAGGAGUUCUCAUUGACCUGGCAGGCCAUCGGGACAUACAAAUUGUCCGACUUGCUGCAAAUCACGCACGAGGGGCGCCAGACAGAUUGGGGAUUUGGCGCAUCAGCAGCCAUCAAGGCACUGCGUUGGUUACAGAAGACUUUACAAAUUCCGGCUUGGAGUACUUUGCAUGGACCAGUUGUCAAUUCAUUUUUGAAUCCAACAAUUCAUGAACGUAAGGAAGCCAUUCCUUUGAGCCUCUUCAUCGUCACACAGUGGGAACGACGAUUACUGAUGAAGGACUGUCCUUUACAGGAUCAGGUCGUUCUGGGUGGCUUCCUUUGUAUGCUGUGGGCAGGCCUGAGAUUCUCAGAUGGACAGCGUAUCAACUUGCAAUCAUUAUCAUGGUGCAUCACGGCACUGCGUGGCUCAUGCUUUCAGACCAAAACAACUAAAUCCGGCCAACCUUGGGCCCUGCAGGCGAGGGGUUUCCUGUCUCGAGGCGAUUGGUCAUGGACAGCUCAGUGGUUGGUGGCGCUGGAUACCAUUUGGGGACCGAUGCACAACGCUCAGACUGCCUGUGAUUUUUUGCUUCCCAUGACAUUGGACACUGGGUUUGUGCAGCCUAUGAUUCCCAUGAGUUACUCUCAAGCAUUGAAGCGGAUGCGAUUUAUGUGCACACUGCCCUGGAAACUUUCAGACACACCCAUGUCUGCCAAUCCAAAUGAUUAUACGUUACAUUCAUUGAAGACCACUACUUUGUCCUGGUCCAAUCAGUUGGCCCAGCAGGGCCUCGUGACGGAGGAGCAGCGACACCUCCAAGGCCACCAUCGACGUGGCAGCAUGCGCCUCUACAGCCGGGAUGACACCGCCGGCCAGCUGGCACUGCAGGACACCCUCAGCACCCAAGUGCAAUCUGGAUAUCGAUUUGUGACACCGUUGCAUCGUGGAUCACAGCAACCGAUCCGAGAACCCCCAGUCAAAUUAGAAAGCUUUUCCAAGUCAUACCAAGAGCACCGAUGGACAUUUUUUCCAUUCAACAACGCUGUCAAAGACCCUCUGUUGAAAGGUCAGCCAACGGCACUUGCCACCAUUGACUCAGGGGACGAGAUCACGGUGGAAAGCAUCGAACCUAACCUCCAUGCAGAUGUGGCUCCAGGCUCCAACAUCGAUUCACUCAAGGAGGGAUGGACAUCCCAAAAUUUCGCAAUGGUAGUUAAUUCCAAAGAAGAGUUCAAUGAAGGCAUUUGGGACCAGUUGUGCAAUUCACCAAUUUCUUUGGUGCAGCGUUCAAACCUGAAGGUGGCUUGGCAACAGUUGCAACCUGACUCUACUAGCACCAGUCGGGACUCCAACAUUGCUGGCAUGACGACAGCAUCAGCUCCUGAAGGAUCAUGGUCUGAAUCUUUCGCCCCCAAGCUUCAGGCGAACACAGUUUCGAAAUUGAAGAAACAAUUUUUGGAAGACUAUCCAUCAGAAGUUCUUAGCCCAGACACGAUGCCCAGUUCUCGAUUGCUUUCGAUGGCGUUUCAGCAUCAUAGCAAACGUGAGUAUCCAUGGAUCCCUUGGCGUUAUCGAAUGUCACAAUCCAAAAUGGAUGAUAUGGUGAUUUACCAUAAGCCCAAAGUCCCCCGCAUUGAGGGUCUUCAAUUACACCAGUUGUUGCUGGACGAACCUCCGGCCUUGGACAUCAACAACACUGGGAUGGGCGUGAACGCAAUCCGCAACAUGAUGGAUAUUCACAACACUGCGAUGGCGUUAGUGGGAGCAUGUCACCUCCAACGAUUGCGGGCAUACUCCUUACGCUUCAUGAGCUUCUUGACCCAGCGUCUGGACGGAGAUUCUGGACUCCGGACGCCGAACGUACUGGAGGCACAGGCAGCAGACAAACAACUAUGGAAUCUGAUUCACGAAUUGGUGUUGGAUCAAGGAUUUACAUUGGACAACGCCUUACACGAGGUGACUCACCUGAGGGCGGACAUGGCCUCCCUUUUGCAGCCAAGAGCCAAGGUCACCUCACGACCUAUGGGUACAAUCUCAUCUUCGGCUUCGACCACCACAGCCCCCAAGGGCAAGAGUAAAGGAAAAGGAAAGUCCAAAUCCAUUGGCAAGAACACCAAAGGCGAAGCUCAAGGACGACCAACUUGGGUGACAGAAGCAAUGAUUCAGGGCAAGAAGCAGCAGCUCUGUAUGCAAUUCCAAUCUGGUCGCUGUCAGAAGGGUGACCUCUGCAAGUUUGGCCACUUCUGGGCCGCCCCAAACUGUGGUGAGUACAGCCGACUCAAACUGAAGCCUCAUGGACCACCAGCAUUGCGGACACCUGAGUUUAUGCAAGGCCUUCCUGGUCUCACUCCAGCCCAACUUGACCGAGUCCAAGCGAGCUAUGAACUGAUGACCCGAUGCGUUUUGUGCUUGGAAUUGGUUUACUCUGCAGGAUCCAUUUGCAAUCACCCCAAAGACUCCCAUGAACCCAUUUCUGGCGUUCGACAUGCGGAUGGAACCUUUAAGAGCCGCGACACUGCUGAAUACCCGGAACCAAUGUGUGCGGCGAUUGCCAACUUGAUUGCACCACUCUGCGCUUCUGACACUGGUCAACAACUGACAUGGACAACAGUACAACAAUGCAUCCCUGUGAAGGGUUAUUGUGAUUUUCCGGUGAGUUAUGAAGAUGGUGGUGGCCUCAACUCUGAACCCGAUUGGAGUCGUCCACAUCGGGCUACUCCUGACAGCUUGAAGCAACUUCGACAAGACUGGGUUCAAUUGAUCCUUCACAAUGGGAUGCUGGACAAAAUGCAAGCAUUUUUUCGGGCCCAUGAAGCCCAACCACCCUUUUCUGCAGAAGACUUGGCUCCAUUUCGACACUCCCUGGAACGUUUUAUACAAUCUCAUGGCAUGAUUGCAGACUGGAGCAUUCGCAUGGACCAACCCAUGCACCUUGAGAUUAUGGCGGCCAUUUCAAGAAUUAUGCAAGACAAGGACAAUUCCCUGUUUGAUAUGUUACGACAUGGAGCUCCGACAGGAAUCCAAUCGGAUAUCCCACCUUCAACCAUUUUUCCUCGUGCAGAAGACAAAGCAGAUGAUUCCAUCCCUUUAUCCAUCCACAUGACUAACUGGCAAUCUGCAGAAUCAGACUUGGAGACCACUCGUGACUUGGUCAACCAAGAGCUGGAAAAGGGAUGGAUCUACGAGUAUCAUGGCACCUUGGCAGAUGCACAAGCAGAAUUUGGGGACAAGUUAGCCAUUGGACGUCUCGGCCUUGCUCUCAGCGAUCAUCGGCCCCCUCGCUUAGUUGUUGACUCAUCAAUAUGCCAUUGGCGUAACGUCAUGGCUUGUCUGGACAAUGAUUUGAAAUUUACCAGUACACCCACAGGCCAAAACAACUUUGGACUGGCGAGUGCGCAGCUGACGCAUGUGCUCAUGGCGACUUGGUUGGACCUGGAUCCAAGCCCGGAACUAGAAUUGCCUUGGGAAAAGGGCAUUUGGGGAAGUAUCUUUUGCAACAAACCAUUAUGCGUCAGCCCUCAACGGAAAUGGAAGCGUUUGGCUUGCCCAGCAGACCCGCAGCGGGAGCAACCGGAGAAGCCUACAAAGAUGCCCAGGCGAAUUUUGGUGGCUGACCAUUGGAGGCAAAUCGUUGCCAAUACAGAUGCAAUUUCUUGGAAAGAAGACCAAGAGGCCAAGAUGGAUGUUGCUCUGAAAAGAUGGUUUGACAUCAUUUCGCAGUUUCCUGAAAUUCACGAAACAGUGAAGCAGUUACAUCUCCUAGCAGGUCUCACCGAACAACUUCGUAUGCUCAGGGAUAUUUUAUCAGGGAAGGCUCCAGCCACGUUGAUCAAGAGAGCCAACUCCAUGCUCAAGUACAUUGAGAAGCUAAGAGAGGCCAAGGUCCAAGUUCCAGGCGACGAGUCUUUCCUAUACGCGUAUUUUUGUGACCUGAGAAACAGCGGCAUUGCCUUGAGUAGACUCAGAUCUAUUGUGGAAGCCAUUAGGUCAAGAUGGAUGGACAUGCAGCACACCGACGAGGUGGUGAUGGACCCGGACCCCAAUGAUCCAGUUUUUGUCGAGCUCAAGAUCAAGGAGUUCAAGACCAAGAAAGCGAACGCCUGGAGAGGUGGAGUCAUGGCAGCAGUUGGUCCAGCACUAGGAGUCGUGCAGGGCAACUGGGUCAGAACUUGGUGGGAGCUCCGACAACAGCUGGGCGAUCAAUUUGGGUCAGGUGUACCUUUGAUGCCAGCACCUGAUGGCGAGGGGUCAGCAACAGUUCGGCCACUCAGCACAGAGGAGUUCAGCAAGUGGGUCAAAAUGAUCCUGGACAGGAAUGGGGGUUUGCCAGAGGAUUGCAAGAUUUCAAGCCACUCAUGUAAGGCUACGUUGCUCAGCUUUCUGGCGAAGUUUGGUGCCUCCAUACCCCACAGGGAAAUCUUGGGUGGCCACACAGGCCGCAUGAAGUCGGUGUUGACCUACUCCAGGGAUUCACUUGCAAGUCCCUUGAGGGUGCUGAGCCACAUGCUGGAGCGCAUAUGGCAAGGAUCCUUCAACCCGAACGCGACCAGAUCAGGAAUGAUGACAGCAGAGGUCAAGGUUGAAGUCCUUUCAGUUGGUGAGGACGAUGAAACAUGGGAGGCAGUCGAUCGGCAGCAGCAGGACCUCGAUGAGGAGGCAGGAGAGGACCUUGGGUCAGGCAGUGACACCUCUUCGAGUUCAGAAGAGGAACAAGCUGCGGCGACGCAUGCAGCCCGUAUGGUCAGUGCUCCAAAGGCCCCGGCUGGGACAGAAUUGAGACAGCAUCCUAAGUCCAGGAUGCUCCAUCUGAUCCAAGAGGACCACAAGCGGUAUUUGCUUUGUGGCCGAAAGGUCGAAAUGGCCAACGGAAGCCUUUAUAAACCACCGGCGUCUCUCAGGGUGAUGGCGCUCAUUGACUCCGAGAAGGCUUUUCAGAAACGGUGUGAAGAGAUGCACGAUGGACUAUUUGAGAAGCUACAGGGUCAAAACAUUGGAUCUUUUUCGACGCUUGCUUUCGCUUUGGGCAGCCCGCAGAACCCAGUUUCAGAUGAUGAAUUCACCAAACUGGCAGAUGCGGUGUUUGAAACUCAGUCUACAUUGGGUACGACAGCAAUCCUCAGAAGGUUGCACUCUGAGUCUUGCACCCUCCUUAUUGCUGAGAUGAAGACUCAGUCUGCACGUGCAGAUGCUUCGGAGCCGAUUCGAAAGCUCCCGUUCAUCGAGAAGCAGAGCAGACUUGAUGCCCAGAAGAAGAGAUUGCCAGGAUUACCGCACACACCAGAGCAACAACCCGCUCAUGCUCUCAUAGACGCAGCUUACAAUGUGCUGGAAAGUGGGAGUAUUACGUACCUGCACCCCAGCAGGUGCCACUCCAGGGAGAGCGAGGUGCAGACAGAGGCGAAAAACAAGUCGAAGACAAUGAUCACACUGGAGCAAGGGGCAUUGAAGCAGACGGUGGUCUCGAACUUGCAGGACAUUGACACCAGCACGGAACUCAAGUUGUAUUUCGCGCUCCAAAGGCGCCACCUGGCGUUUGACCUUGUGAAUUUGCUAUCGUGGAGCGUGUGCCAGAAGUGGUUGGACAAAUUGAUGUCCACCCUGGUCUCUGACGCCCCCAGCAACUUCAGUGCUAUCACCUUGACUCAAGUGAUGCGAGCGGACAGAGAAAUUUUCUCAAUUUUGGCGUCAGAACACAAGGGGUCGCUCAAGGCAACAACCGGGGGCAGACCACCUCUUGAGGAGCCCUUUGAAAGGUUGAUGCACGACCCUAGGAUCAACGUGCACCUGAUAGCAAUGCCAAAGGUGACGGCGCAGCAACCUCCGAAGAGACCAUUGGAGGCGGAACCGAGCCGGCCAAGCCCAGUCCCGAAGAAACCUUUCAAGCGCCCAAGAUCGACAGACAAGCCGGCUCCACAGUUGCCGGAUGAGCUUGCAGGUUUGGCCCGAAAGACCGAGUCAGGAAAGCCGAUGUGUUGGCAUUUCAACAUGUCCAAGGGCUGCAACAACCCGGUCAAGGGCGGCCGAUGCAGGGAGCGGAAGGUUCCCGGCAUUUCCAAUCCGCCUAGACCUCUCCGUAGCGAAUCAUACCCGGACGGGCUAGCAGGAUUGACCGAACAAGAACACCAAAGGGUUCUGGAAGCAAAUGCAUCCUACUCAGCUAUGGUCGAGCUUAUUUUGUUUCUCAUUGGGCUGGGCACCGCGGUUACAGUCGAAAACCCACUCAACAGUCUUUUUUGGCUGACAAGUUUCAUGGUGAAGCUGUUUGACCAGUACCCUGGCCAUUCUCCAAUUUUGCAGCAUUGCAUGCAUGGUGGAACCAGGGACAAGAAGUCAAAAUUUUGGUCGUACAACCCAAGGAAGCCAGACACAAAUAUUCUGGAAAGUUUGGGGAUUCUUUGCGAUGGACAGCAUCAACAUGAGUCCUGGAAACCGCGCUGGGUCAACGGCAAACUAUUCUUCCCGACAGCAGAAGAAGCCGCUUACCCUACAAUUUUGUGCCAAAGGUUUGCGUCAAUUUGCUUGAACGAAGCCAAGAUUCGUGGCCUUAGCCCUUGCCAGAGUCUGCAGCAACAGCUUAUGGUGGAUCCAAGCGUUGGGAAACGGAAUUUAUUUGCAGCACAAAGCAGGGGCAACAAGCUGAAACAGGUUUUAGCCGAAUAUGGCCGGGAAUUCAAAACAGCUAUUCCCGUCGGCUACCAAGACAUUGAAAAGUUGUUGCAAGCAUUCCCAAAAGGUACCAACGUUAUCCAUCGUCAAUUGCAUUGGGGGUUCACACGGGACGAAUGGAGAAGGAAGUCAAACAAUUGGGCUGCCUCGAUUGAAGAAGGGGCGCAUUUCGAAGUUCUCACUCUUGGAAUCCCAAGGGACCCAUCGGACUUCAUCAAGGAUGCCCACGCAAUAGGUCAUCCAAGGCGAGCCUUUGCUAGAGUUCCCGCAUUGAUGAAGGAAGUCCUUGAGGAGGUCUUCCUUAGCAGCCCGUUUGAGAUCAAGGCCAAGCGUGCCAACUUCCUGAAAAAAUGGAUGAGAAGAGCCGUCCAGCUCAGAGCAGAAGAGCAGCAACUCCAUGCCAGUCUCCCGGCGCACCUUCAACCUUUGCUUAAAGACAGAAAGCUACUGUUGUGGAGAGAGAUUCUGCAGGACCUUGAGUACCCGGACGCGAAGAUCGUUGAUGAAAUCUGUCAGGGUUUUCCCCUGACGGGGUGGGCCCAGUCUUCGGGCGUCUUCCAGACGAGAGUGAAGCCACCGGACCUCUUUGAUGGAACAGUUGAAGGUAUGGCGAAGGGCCUAAACAUGGCGGUUGUGGCCUCCCUGGAAUCAUCUGACUGGAUGCCGGUUGACCAGGUAGCGUGGGAUGAAACCAUGCAAGAGGUGGCAAACGGCUGGUUGGCUGAAGAACCUCACCCUAACCUGGGCAAACAAUUCAUAGCGAAGAGGUUCCCAAUUCAACAGAAAGAGAAGACACGUCUCAUCGAUGACUUCUCGAUCUGUGGGGUAAAUUCGGCCUUUGGCAUGUCAGAAAAGCUGAGGGUUGACGCCAUAGAUGAAAUAUUGGCAGGAAUCUCUGUCCUACUUGACUCCCAAAGUUUUGCAAACGAUGGCAGAGGACUUUUGGGAAGGACAUUUGAUUUGAAGUCAGCCUACAAGCAAUUUGGGGUGGAUGUACCACACUCGGAGAGGCUCAGAAUCGCGGUGAAGAAACCUGGUGGCGGAGUCGCAUUUUUCAGGGUUUUGGCGUUACCCUUCGGGGCCACUGGCAGUGUUUCGGCUUUCCUCAGGAUUUCGUCUGCGAUUGCGUUCAUAGGUUCGAAGGGUCUUUGCAUUCCCUGGUCAGUGUUCUUCGACGACUACACUGCUCUCUCACCGUCAGGUCUUGAGCUGGACACCACAUUUUAUGCGGAAGCUUUGUUCAAGCUGCUUGGUAUAAACUUUGCCUCAGAGGGAUCGAAGGCGCCCCCGUUUUCAGAAUGCUUCAAGACUUUGGGGCUGGUGGUCAACGCAGAGAACGUGGGGAGCCGAGAGGUCAAAGUUGGACACACGGAGGAGAGGUCGAAGGAACUUCUCGAAUACAUUGACGAAGUCCUAAGCCAGAACUUCGUGGGAACCAAGUCCUGUCGUGGCACUCAAGGAAGCCGGGUCCGUCGAUCCGCGUGGACAAUCAGCUUAUAG
Messenger RNA from Cladocopium goreaui, 8193 nucleotides. The record is from the annotation of a GenBank genome assembly. NCBI's taxonomy places the organism in Eukaryota, Dinophyceae, Suessiales, Symbiodiniaceae.